Molecule: messenger RNA, 6700 nt
Organism: Diabrotica balteata
Lineage: Eukaryota; Metazoa; Arthropoda; Insecta; Coleoptera; Chrysomelidae
Source: the annotation of a GenBank genome assembly
GAACGUAAGUGACCAGUGCGUUGGAUGUGUGUGUCUCUUAGCUGCUUAUGUGUGCCCCAAUUUAUAAAAAGGAUUUUAAUACCAAAGACUGUGCUACUUUUUGUGAAUCAAGUGAUUUGUGAUUACACUGUCAUUCCAGUGUCAUACUAGCAAUUGUGUGAUGUGAAUUUUAUUCGCUAUAGACGUUUUGGAUUUAUAAAAGAAGUGCAAAUAUAUCAGGCAAUUUGUUUUGUAUAUAAACAGGAACUUUUCUAAAAUUAAUGUGACUUAAUCCAGCACUUAUUUACAAAAAUAGACACAGAUGUGAAAACAUAUUCCCGGGUUUAUUUUUAAACUGAUUCUAAAAUAACCUGCAAACUAACAAGAAAGUGAAGGCUCUAGGGCUGCAUUACGUGUCUCGAUAGCCCCAACUAAGUCCGUACACCAUGCCUAAACCACAAAAACAAGAAGGGGACGACCCAGAUCCCACCCCCUACUUGUUCGUAUCUCUCGAACAAAAACGUAUUGACCAGACUAAGCCCUAUGAUGCCAAAAAAUCUUGCUGGGUACCGGACGACAAGGAGGGUUUCGUGCUUGGUGAAAUCAGAGGAACGAAGGGUGAUCUUGUCACCGUUGGUAUUCCCGGAGGAGAGGAAAAGAACUUCAAGAAGGACCAAGUAACUCAGGUCAAUCCUCCAAAGUACGAAAAAGCCGAGGAUAUGUCAAAUUUGACAUACCUCAACGAUGCUUCAGUAUUGCACAAUUUAAAACAACGUUAUUACCAUAAGCUUAUCUACACAUACUCAGGUUUGUUCUGUGUCGCCAUUAACCCCUACAAACGUUUCCCUGUAUAUACCAACCGUUGUGCCAAGUUGUACCGUGGUAAGAGGCGUAAUGAAGUACCACCCCACAUUUUCGCUAUUUCUGACGGUGCCUACGUCAACAUGUUGACCAAUCACGAAAAUCAAUCUAUGUUGAUUACUGGUGAAUCUGGUGCCGGUAAAACUGAAAACACGAAGAAGGUAAUUGCCUACUUCGCCACCGUCGGUGCCUCAACAAAGAAAGAUGCUGAUCCCAACGCAAAGAAAAGUAACUUGGAAGAUCAAGUCGUACAAACUAACCCUGUACUUGAAGCCUUUGGUAACGCCAAGACCGUGCGUAACGACAACUCGUCCCGUUUCGGUAAAUUCAUCCGUAUCCACUUCGGCCCAACUGGUAAACUUGCUGGUGCUGAUAUUGAAACUUAUCUGCUAGAAAAGGCCCGUGUCAUUUCCCAACAGCCAUUGGAAAGAUCUUACCACAUCUUCUACCAGAUCAUGUCUGGAUCUGUACCUGGAGUUAAAGAAAAAUGUCUUCUAUCAAAUGAUAUCUACGAUUAUCACAGUGUUUCACAAGGAAAAACUACAAUUCCAAGUGUAGAUGACGCUGAAGAAUUCUCACUGACUGAUGAAGCCUUCGAUAUCCUUGGUUUCACACAAGAAGAAAAGGACAACGUAUACAAGAUCACCGCCGCUGUAAUGCACAUGGGUUGCAUGAAGUUUAAACAAAGAGGUCGUGAAGAACAAGCUGAACCAGACGGUACCGAAGAAGGUGAACGCGUUGGUAAACUCUUGGGUGUUGAAGCACCAGGUCUCUACCAAGCUCUUGUCAAACCAAGAAUUAAGGUCGGUAACGAAUUCGUCACCCAAGGUCGUAAUGUCAACCAAGUAUCCUACUCCGUCGGUGCCAUGUCAAAGGCCAUGUUUGACAGGCUCUUCAAGUUCUUGGUCAAGAAGUGUAACGAAACUUUGGACACAAAGCAAAAGAGACAGCACUUCAUUGGUGUACUGGAUAUUGCUGGUUUUGAAAUCUUCGACUACAACGGCUUUGAACAGCUUUGCAUUAACUUUACCAAUGAAAAGCUACAGCAAUUCUUCAACCAUCACAUGUUCGUCUUGGAGCAAGAGGAGUACACCAGAGAGGGUAUUACAUGGGUCUUCAUUGACUUCGGAAUGGACUUGGCUGCUUGUAUUGAACUUAUUGAAAAGCCUAUGGGUAUCUUGUCCAUCCUUGAAGAAGAAUCUAUGUUCCCCAAAGCCACCGACAAGACCUUUGAGGAAAAAUUGAACACCAACCACUUGGGCAAAUCACCCAACUUCCAAAAACCAAAACCACCAAAACCAGGUCAGCAAGCUGCUCACUUCACCUUGGGACAUUAUGCCGGUAACGUACCAUACAAUAUCACCGGUUGGUUAGAAAAGAACAAGGAUCCCUUGAACGACACCGUAGUCGACUUGUACAAGAAGGGUUCCAACGCUCUCGUAUGUGAAAUCUUUGCGGAUCAUCCAGGUCAAUCUGGUGGCGCAGCGGAAAAAGGUCGUGGUAAGAAGGGUGGUGGUUUUGCCACAGUAUCUUCUGCAUACAAGGAACAAUUGAACAACUUGAUGACCACCUUGAGAUCUACUCAACCUCACUUUGUACGUUGUAUCAUCCCCAACGAAUUGAAACAGCCCGGUGUUAUUGACUCUCACUUGGUAAUGCACCAGCUGACAUGUAACGGUGUACUUGAAGGUAUCCGUAUUUGUCGUAAAGGUUUUCCCAACAGGAUGGUCUACCCUGACUUCAAACUUCGUUAUAUGAUCUUGGCACCUGCAACUAUGGCCAAAGAAAAGGAACCAAAAGAAGCUGCAAGAAAGUGUCUUGAAGAAGUUGGUUUAGAUCCAGACAGUUACCGUGUUGGACACACAAAGGUCUUCUUCCGUGCUGGUGUCUUGGGUCAGAUGGAAGAACUUCGUGACGACCGUCUUGGCAAAAUCGUCACCUGGAUGCAAUCUUGGGUCCGUGGUUAUCUCUCAAGAAAGGAAUUCAAGAAAUUGCAAGAACAACGUUUGGCCCUCCAAGUGUGCCAACGCAACUUGCGCAAAUACCUCAAAUUGCGCACAUGGCCAUGGUACAAAUUGUGGCAGAAGGUCAGACCUCUCCUCAACGUCACCCGUAUCGAGGAUGAGAUUGCCAAACUUGAAGAGAAAGCCCAAAAGGCCCAAGAAGCCUUCGAACGUGAAGAAAAAGCCAAGAAGGAAUUAGAAGCUCUCUAUGCUAAGCUCUUAGCUGAGAAGACCGAGCUGUUGGCCAACUUGGAAGGAGAAAAGGGAUCCCUUUCCGAAACUCAAGAAAGGGCUAACAAGCUCCAAGCCCAAAAGAACGACCUCGAGUCUCAACUUUCCGAAACCCAAGAUCGUUUGAGCCAAGAGGAAGAUGCUCGCAACCAAUUGAUGCAACAAAAGAAGAAACUCGAACAAGAAAUGUCCGGUUUCAAGAAAGACAUCGAAGAUUUGGAACUCAACCUCCAAAAGUCUGAACAGGACAAGGCCACCAAAGAUCACCAAAUCAGAAACUUGAACGACGAGAUCGCCCACCAAGACGAACUCAUCAACAAGCUCAACAAGGAAAAGAAAAUGUCUGGUGAAAACAACCAGAAGGUUUCUGAAGAACUCCAGGCCGCCGAAGACAAGGUCAACCACCUCAACAAAGUUAAGGCUAAGUUGGAACAAACCUUGGACGAACUCGAAGACUCUUUGGAACGCGAAAAGAAACUCCGUGGUGAUGUAGAAAAAUCGAAACGUAAGGUUGAAGGCGACUUGAAACUUACACAAGAGGCUGUAGCUGACUUGGAACGCAACAAGAAGGAACUCGAACAAACCAUCCAACGCAAAGACAAGGAAAUCUCAUCGCUCACUGCCAAACUCGAAGACGAACAAUCCGUUGUUGGUAAACAACAAAAACAAAUUAAGGAACUCCAGGCUCGCAUUGAGGAACUCGAAGAAGAAGUCGAAGCUGAACGUCAAGCCCGUGCUAAAGCUGAGAAACAACGCGCUGAUUUGGCCCGCGAAUUGGAAGAACUUGGCGAACGUCUUGAAGAAGCCGGUGGUGCUACUUCAGCCCAAAUCGAACUCAACAAGAAACGUGAAGCCGAACUCGCCAAACUCCGCCGUGACCUCGAAGAAUCCAACAUCCAACAUGAAGGAACUCUUGCUAACCUCCGCAAGAAGCACAAUGACGCUGUUUCUGAAAUGGGCGAACAAAUUGACCAACUCAACAAACUCAAAGCCAAGGCUGAAAGAGAUCGUGCUAACAUUUAUUCUGAACUUCAACAAACCCGUGGUGCAGUAGAACAAGUUGGUCGGGAAAAGGCCGCUAUUGAAAAGGUAUCCAAACAAUUGGGACAACAACUCAACGACGUCCAAGGCAAACUUGACGAAACCAACCGCACUCUUAACGACUUCGAUGCCGCCAAGAAGAAGUUGUCUAUUGAAAACUCUGACCUCCUCAGACAACUCGAGGAAGCCGAAUCUCAAGUAUCUCAACUCAGCAAGAUCAAGGUAUCCCUUACCACUCAAUUGGAAGAUACCAAGAGAUUGGCCGAUGAAGAGAGCAGAGAACGUGCUACCCUUCUCGGCAAAUUCAGAAACUUGGAACACGACUUGGACAACAUCCGUGAACAAGUUGAAGAAGAAGCCGAAGCCAAGGCUGACAUCCAAAGACAACUCAGCAAAGCCAACGCUGAAUCUCAACUCUGGCGCCAGAAAUACGAAUCUGAAGGAGUUGCUCGUUCUGAAGAACUCGAAGAAGCCAAGAGGAAACUUCAAGCUCGUCUUGCUGAAGCUGAAGAAACCAUCGAAUCUCUCAACCAGAAGGUUGUAGCUCUUGAGAAGACCAAACAACGUUUGGCCACUGAAGUCGAAGAUUUGCAACUCGAAGUCGACCGUGCUAACGCCAUUGCCAAUGCUGCUGAGAAGAAACAAAAGGCCUUCGACAAGAUCAUUGGAGAAUGGAAACUUAAGGUCGAUGACUUGGCUGCUGAACUCGAUGCCAGUCAGAAAGAAUGCAGAAACUACUCCACUGAAUUGUUCAGACUUAAGGGCGCCUACGAAGAAGGACAAGAACAACUUGAAGCUGUUCGCCGUGAAAACAAGAACCUCGCUGAUGAAGUUAAGGAUCUCCUUGACCAAAUUGGAGAAGGUGGCCGCAACAUCCACGAAAUCGAAAAGGCCAGAAAACGCUUGGAAGCCGAAAAAGAUGAACUCCAAGCUGCUCUUGAAGAAGCUGAAGCUGCUCUUGAACAAGAAGAAAACAAAGUACUUCGUAGCCAACUUGAACUUUCUCAAGUCCGUCAAGAAAUCGACAGACGUAUCCAAGAGAAAGAAGAGGAAUUCGAAAACACCCGCAAGAAUCACCAACGUGCCCUCGACUCCAUGCAAGCCUCCCUUGAAGCUGAAGCCAAAGGUAAGGCUGAGGCCCUUCGCAUGAAGAAGAAGUUGGAAGCUGAUAUUAAUGAAUUGGAAAUCGCUUUGGACCAUGCUAAUAAGGCCAAUGCUGAAGCCCAAAAGACCAUCAAACGCUACCAACAACAACUUAAGGACACCCAAACCGCCCUUGAAGAAGAACAAAGAGCACGCGAUGAAGCCCGUGAACAACUUGGAAUCUCAGAACGUCGUGCUAACGCUCUUCAAAAUGAACUUGAAGAAUCUCGCACUCUUCUCGAACAAGCCGACCGUGCUCGUCGCCAAGCUGAACAAGAAUUGGGAGAUGCUCACGAGCAAUUGAACGAUCUUGGAGCCCAAAACGCUUCCUUGUCUGCCGCCAAGAGGAAAUUGGAAACCGAAUUGCAGACCCUCCACUCAGACCUUGACGAACUUCUUAACGAAGCCAAGAACUCAGAAGAGAAGGCCAAGAAGCUAUGGUAGAUGCCGCUCGUCUCGCUGACGAACUCCGCGCUGAACAAGACCAUGCCCAAACACAAGAAAAACUCCGCAAAGCUCUUGAAGCUCAAAUCAAGGACCUCCAAGUACGCUUGGACGAAGCUGAAGCCAAUGCCCUUAAAGGAGGAAAGAAGGCUAUUGCCAAAUUGGAACAACGUGUUAGGGAAUUAGAAAAUGAAUUAGACGGUGAACAAAGGCGGCACGCGGAUGCCCAAAAGAACUUGAGAAAGUCUGAACGUCGCAUCAAGGAACUUAGCUUCCAAGCUGAAGAAGACCGCAAGAACCACGAAAGGAUGCAAGACCUUGUUGACAAACUCCAACAGAAGAUCAAGACAUACAAGAGACAGAUAGAAGAAGCCGAAGAAAUCGCCGCUUUGAACUUGGCUAAAUUCCGUAAAGCCCAACAAGAGCUCGAAGAAGCCGAAGAAAGAGCCGACCUCGCAGAACAGGCCAUCGCCAAAUUCCGUGCCAAGGGACGUUCAGGAUCUGCAGCUAGAGGAGCCAGUCCAGCGCCGCCAAAACAAGGUGUGGCACAACGUAUACCGAUUUCUUUGGAAUAAACGUCAUAGUUCAAUACCCCAAAGACAGCGCCCCACCUUGGGAAUGGGAGACGCUCUAGGUGGUCCAUUCCCCCCAAGGUUCGACUUAGCUGAGUUUGAGUGAACAUGCGCGCUGUGUUAGAAUCUUAAUAAACAAACGAACUGUUUAUGUCGCAUUAAAACCAACUCUAUGCGAUUUUACUUUUAUUAAUUUUUUAUUUUCGUUUUUGAAUAUUAGAGUUGUAUGAUUCCGUAAAUGUACGAGGAAAAGGAGAACGAAGGGAGUAUUCAGAGACACGUAUUUACCACCGACAGCCCUUUGAUCUCUUCAUUUCUCAAAAUGCCAAUUAUUUUGUUAUGAAAAUAUGUAGGUUGUAUAAUGAUAUUGUAUGUAUGAUAUGUUGUAUGAUAUAAGGCACCAAUAAAUAUAAAAGUUAUAUUGUU